This is a messenger RNA of Musa acuminata AAA Group (dessert banana), 896 nucleotides long. RefSeq names its product protein G1-like7. The record is from RefSeq and is a predicted model, not a curated record. Gene Ontology annotation, cellular component: nucleus. Lineage: Eukaryota; Viridiplantae; Streptophyta; Magnoliopsida; Zingiberales; Musaceae. Gene Ontology annotation, biological process: mRNA transcription; response to light stimulus. The transcript has a single exon. The coding region runs from base 148 to 750 and encodes 200 amino acids.
UUCUCACAGUAAGCGAGCGCUCCUGUUUCACUUCUCCUCUCUCUCUCUCUCUCUCUUCCCUGCCUUUUUGAGAAGGAGGGAGGGAGGCGAAGAGACGUGAAAGGAGUAGGGCGGUGCAAGGGAAGCAAAAGCAGAGGAAGCCGGUGCAUGGACGCAGUGGACGCAGGCCCAUCGAGGGCCGGAGGAAGCGACACGGGUCCACCGGCGGGGGCGGCGGCGCCGAGUAGGUACGAGUCGCAGAAGCGGCGCGACUGGAACACCUUCCUGCAGUACCUGCGGAACCACAAGCCGCCGCUGGUGCUGACGCGCUGCAGCGGGGCGCAUGUCAUCGAGUUCCUACGUUACCUCGACCAGUUCGGGAAGACGAAGGUGCACCUCUCCGGGUGCGCCUUCUAUGGCCACCCGAGCCCGCCGGCGCCCUGCACCUGCCCGCUGCGCCAGGCCUGGGGCUCCCUCGACGCCCUCAUCGGCCGCCUCCGCGCCGCCUACGAGGAGUCUGGCGGAUCUCCUGAAACCAACCCCUUCGCCGCCCGCGCCGUCCGCAUCUUCCUCCGCGACGUCCGCGACAGCCAGGCCAAGGCCCGCGGCAUCCCCUACGAAAAGAAGAAGCGGAGGCGUGCGCCCACUGCUUCCGACCAAGUCCAUGGCGGAGGUGAGUCUUCCUCUUCCGCCGCUCUCAGUGGCGACAGUUCUGGUUCGGGUGCCGGUGAGGGAUCUGCAGUUCCGCUGUGGGGCUCGUCUAUUUCCUGAUCUCUCUCCCCUCCGCCCCUCUCUCUCUCUCUCUCUCUCUCUCUCUCUCUCUCUCUCUCUCUCUCUCUCUCUCUCCUUGCUUUCUCUUUGUUAGCACUCACUGAGAGAUGGCUAUUCCUUUUGUUCCCCUCAAAACAUGUUUGGAU